Aspergillus tanneri is the source of this 3192-nucleotide messenger RNA. Its product is annotated as replication factor C subunit 1. The transcript has 5 exons. Gene Ontology annotation, biological process: DNA replication; DNA repair. Gene Ontology annotation, molecular function: DNA clamp loader activity; ATP hydrolysis activity; DNA binding. NCBI's taxonomy places the organism in Eukaryota, Fungi, Ascomycota, Eurotiomycetes, Eurotiales, Aspergillaceae. The record is from RefSeq and is a predicted model, not a curated record. Bases 1 to 3192 code for a protein of 1063 amino acids. Gene Ontology annotation, cellular component: DNA replication factor C complex; nucleus.
AUGCCUACUGAUAUUAGGAAUUUCUUUGGUGGAAAGUCCAGUCAAGGCUCCAAUACACCACUUGGGAAGCCUACCGCAAAAAAAGAGGAUGUUACUACGAAGAAAAGGCGUGGAAGAAGAGUCGUGGAUGAUAGUGAGGAUGAAGAUGAUUCUGUGGUGAAGGCUCCAACCCCCAAGCCUAAAGUGCCAAAUACGCAAAAAACAGAGGUUUCUCAGGGCAAACCAACAACCACUUCGGAUUACUUCGCCUCAAACAAAAAGAGAGGGCGACCUUCUAAAAGUAGCUCCGCCUCUCCAAUUAAAGAAUCCUAUCAACCCGACGACGAUCCCACCGAUCGUGGCAAGGUAGAGAAGCCACCAGCGAUUAGGAAGCGUAACGCGGACGAGGAACUCUCAAAGCGAAAUUCGCAUAAGGCUACGAGAACCUCUGCAACCAAAAUUGACGAUGAUGAGCUUGGUGGUGAUGACAUCCAUUCUGCAGAGUUAGGAAAGCUAGGGAAAGAUGAUGACUAUGUUGAAGACGAGCACUCUGAAGAUGAAAGUGACUUUGAAGAACUUGCGGUAAGGCCUGCUCGAGCGGCUUCGAAUAAGCUGGCUCGUAAAAAACAGGCUUUUGUUGCCGAAUCAGAUGAUGGCAUGAUUAUGGAAGAUGUCAAACCAUCCACGAAGACAACGGCAUCAUCUGUUCCGCGGUCAGGACGGAAACGGAAAUCCGAAGCUCUAAACAAGGAUGAAGACGAGGUUCACAGUCGUACUAGGAAGGCCACUGUUCCUCCAAAAGCAGCCUCGUCAACCCCUCCUGUCAAGAAACAAAGAGGAGCUCCUAAGGAUGAUCAACCUGAGAGCAAGGAAAUUCAAGAUAUCUUCGAUAGCAUCCCAACAGUCAAGCCUCCGUCUCCUCCCCCGCCAUCAGGAGAAAAGCAGAAGUUUAAUUUCGCCGCUCAAGCGCAGCGAUCUCGAGACCCCAUACGGUCUGGAAGUAUUGAGAUGCCUGUUGGUGCAGAAAAUUGCCUUGCAGGUCUAUCUUUCGUUUUCACCGGUAUUCUUAACAACUUAGGCCGUGAAGAGGGACACUCAUUGGUGAAAAAGUAUGGCGGCAAAGUCACCACGGCUCCUAGUUCCAAAACAAGCUAUGUUGUCUUGGGAGACGAUGCUGGGCCCAAGAAACUCAGUACAAUAAAACAACAUAAUCUAAAGACAAUUAACGAAGAGGGUUUAUUCGAGCUAAUCCGGCGGCUCCCAGCCAACGGCGGGGAUGGCAAGGCGGCCGAGAAGUAUGAGGCAAAAAGGAAGAUAGAAGAAGAAAAAAUCCGUGCAAUGGCUGCUGAGAUGGACCAAGAAGACAAACGCAAGCUAAAAGUGACAGCCUCCAACAUGGGGGCAGGGCUUCAGUCGGCAACGGGCUCACAAGGCGCCGCCACUGAUGAUAGGCUCUGGACUACGAAAUAUGCACCAACAUCGAUGAAUAUGAUUUGCGGCAACAAGGGUGCCGUAGAGAAGCUUCAGUUUUGGCUUCGGAAUUGGCGGAAGAAUGCCAAAUCGAACUUUUCGAAACCUGGCAAGGAUGGAUCUGGAACAUACCGCUCUGUCAUGAUACAUGGACCACCUGGGAUUGGAAAAACGACUGCAGCUCACCUAGUGGCCAAACUUGAAGGGUUCGAUAUCGUCGAGACCAAUGCCAGUGAUACAAGAAGUAAAAAACUUGUGGAAACAGGACUUCUUGGUGUUCUGGAUACAACCUCUCUCCAAGGUUAUUUCUCUGGUGCUGAUCGUAAGGUGGAAAGCACAAAAAAGAACCUGGUGCUGAUCAUGGAUGAAGUUGAUGGAAUGUCAGCUGGAGACCGGGGUGGUGUGGGAGCAUUGGCCUCCAUCGCUAAAAAGACCCAAAUCCCCCUUAUCCUCAUAUGCAAUGAGCGAAGGCUUCCGAAAAUGAAACCCUUCGAUCAUAUUACUUAUGAGCUCCCUUUCAGACGACCAACAGCAGAACAGAUCAGAGCUAGACUUUCAACUAUAUGUUUUCGAGAGGGCUUAAAAAUCCCGCCACCCGUUCUUGAUGGUCUUAUUGAGGGAACAAAUGCCGAUAUUCGCCAAGUCAUCAAUAUGCUCUCGACAGUAAAGCUAGACCAGAAGCACUUGGACUAUGAGAAAGGCCGCGAAAUGUCCAAAGCAUGGGAGAAACAUGUUGUACUAAAGCCCUGGGAUAUCGUUGGAAAGAUUCUGAAUGCGCAAAUGUUUUCACCAAGCUCGAAAGCCACGCUGAACGACAAGAUUGAGUUAUAUUUCAAUGAUCAUGAAUUUAGUUACUUGAUGCUCCAGGAGAAUUAUUUGAGAACAAGGCCAACGCUAGCCGGUGGCUAUCAAGGCAAAGAACAAAAGCUAAAGUUGCUUGAGCUCGCGGACAAUGCAGCAUCAAGUAUUAGUGAUGGUGACCUAGUCGAUAAGAUGAUUCACGGUUCACAGCAGCAAUGGAGUUUGAUGCCAACACAUGCCGUUUUUAGUUUCGUCCGGCCUGCAAGCUUCAAUUACGGCAAUAUGAUGGAACGUCCCGGUUUCACUAGUUGGCUAGGGCAAAAUAGCAAGCAAGGGAAACUCUGGCGAUACGUCAAAGAAAUUCAGGGUCAUAUGCGCCUUCGCGCUUCCGGGGACCGUAACGAAAUUAGGCAGCAGUACAUACCUACCAUCUGGGACAAACUGGUUCGCCGUCUAAUGGUGGAAGGCAAAGAAGUUGUCGAGGAUGUCAUAGAUUUAAUGGAUAGCUACUUCCUUACUCGAGAUGACUGGGAUGCCCUGGUCGAGCUCGGUCUUGGCCCCAUGGAUGAGUCAACCGUGAAGUUGGAAACCCAGACAAAAGCUACGUUUACGCGCCUCUACAACCAGCGUUCGCACCCACUUCCUUUCAUCAAGUCCAGCAAUGUUGUUGCCCCGAAGAAAAUGGCGAAGGAAAGACCUGAUAUUGAAGAUGCCAUUGACGAGUCUGAUGAAGAAGUACUGGAGGAUGAGAGUAAGGAAGAUGACGAAAGUGAAGAGCUCGACUUGAAAAAGGAUAAGUAUGUUCGUUUGCCUAAGAAAACAACCAAGGGCGGCGCGGGAAAAGGCAAAAAAGGGAAAAAGUCAACUAACGACGGCGUUAUUGAUGAUGAUAAUAAAACAAAGAAGAGCAGAGGCCGAAAGCCCAAAGAUAAGGCCACCUAA